Molecule: messenger RNA, 456 nt
Organism: Rotaria sp. Silwood2
Lineage: Eukaryota; Metazoa; Rotifera; Eurotatoria; Philodinida; Philodinidae
Source: the annotation of a GenBank genome assembly
AUGGAAACGGCAUCGAUUGAUGAAUCGAGUCUCUCAAAACUGGUCAAUCAUCGUAAACCAGAUAAAGCCGAAAGAAUCUUGGUUUCCAGUGAUUUUCUACGAACCACUCGAUCAAACCUUCCGGCAACAUCAGGAAAAGUUUAUUUUGUAAUGAAUGGAAAAAAUUAUUUGUGUUCGGGUUCCGUCGUCAAUGCCGGAAAUCGUGAUAUGGUUGUGACGGCUGGUCAUUGUGUCUUCGAUUAUGAACAACAAAUGUGGGCAUCUAAUUGGAUCUUUGUACCUGAAUAUUCGAGCAAUUAUCGUCCACAUGGAACAUUUAUUUGGCGUCAGAUGGCAACGAAACAAGGUUGGACGAACAAUCAAGAUUACAACUUUGACGUGGGAAUCGUCUUAAUGAACCCAAAUGAAAAUGGUCAACAUAUUCAAGAUUUAAGGGCGGUCUGGGUAUCACUAUAA